Magnolia sinica is the source of this 2070-nucleotide messenger RNA. Its product is annotated as la-related protein 1B-like. The record is from RefSeq and is a predicted model, not a curated record. The transcript is spliced from 7 exons. Gene Ontology annotation, molecular function: RNA binding. Lineage: Eukaryota; Viridiplantae; Streptophyta; Magnoliopsida; Magnoliales; Magnoliaceae. The coding region runs from base 39 to 1367 and encodes 442 amino acids.
UUCCCUAUUGUACCAAGUUGUUUUCAGAGAGGAUUCGGAUGGUCACUUCUCUUCUCUCUCAACCUUCUCACGAAGUAGAAGGAAGCCCUUCAUAUCCUUCUUCCAAUAAUGCCCCUCCCUCCUCCAACAGUAUCACCCCCAUCAACGCCUGGAAGAAGCUCGCCAGAGGCGGGGAAGCAACACCAGCCGUUCAUCCCGUGAUCGACCCUUCCUCGUGGCCCUCUCUUUCUGAUUCUUCCAAGAAGCUUCCGGAGCCACAUUCCUCGGAAUCUCCUUCAAGUACCCCGACUCCGGAGACGGCGUCUCCUCCUCCUAUCGAAACCCUACCAGAGCCCGCUUCUACAAGCUCGAUGACGACGACGGCAGCCUCCGACUCCGAUCAACUGAGCAAGAUCGCCGCUCCGAUGCCAAUGCCGCCGCCGCCGCCGGUGGUCCAUUCUCGUCCGUCCAGAUCGCCGGUCCAACAGCGGUACCACCACAAUCAACGGUUCUCGUCGAACAAUCAGAGGGGCGGGUCACCGUUCCAUAACAAUAACUUCAUCAACAGGCGCCAGCAGCCCCGGCCGCCCGAAUGGAAUUCCAAUCGUCGGGCAUUUGUCCCUCGGAAUUUCAAUCACAAUCACCAUUAUCAGUAUCAACAUCAAGGGUUUAGGGUGCAGCCCUCACCAAUGCCGCCUCACACUCACCCUAAUCCCGUCCCUGCUGUCAUGAGUCCUUUGUACUACGGAUCACCUGCGCCCCAUCCUGCUAUGGAUUAUAUGGUUCCUUCUUAUUACUUCAGCGAACUGCCUUUUCAAGAUGUAUAUAGGCCUUUGUACAGUGGUCCUGCUCCAUACCAGGACCCCAUUAGAGGGGGGGUGGUGAUGCAUACUCCGCCUUUUCCAGUUUAUACACCACAGGCAGAUGCUGAAGUGUGCAAUGCACUUCUUCAACAAAUUGAAUAUUAUUUCAGCGACGUAAACUUGGAGACAGAUGAUUACUUGAAAGCCCAGAUGGAUGGUCAAGGCUGGGUUUCGGUUCAUCUUAUUUCAGGCUUCAAGAGGGUUAAACGCUUGACUGAAGAUGUUAAUCUGAUUCUCAAAGCUUUACGGCCUUCAACUGUUGUAGAAGUACAAGGGCAAAAGUUGCGGAAGCGUGGUAAUUGGAUGGCUUGGGUUCCAGCACAAAGCUCUUCGAGCCCGGCACAUUCCCCCCAAAAUAAGUUGGUAGCGAGCAUGCAGAGUCUCCAAUUGGAUGUGGAAUCCGGGGUGGAAUUGAAAGCAGCUGACUCACAGCCAGUUGAUGCCCUUCCUAGCAUCUUCUGCGCUACUGCUCAUGGCGAUGAUCUGGCGAAAGAAAAUCCCAGUACCAAACGGCGGGGGGGUUGACAGCAAAAAAGAAGAGAAAAAAAGACCCAGAAAGCUACAGUAGGCAUGGAUAUGGUGAGGACCCGGAGGUUUCAAGAAAAAACACCUCUGCAUUUUAACCUGACCAAGAAAGACUAAUAAUAGAGGUAGGGGGACUCAAAACCUAAUUUUGUUUAUAUUAGUGUAUAGUUUCAGCUCUUCUGCUCUACCUUUUGCUGGGUCGGCAUGGAUGGAAUGGCUAUCUUACUUUCGUGUAUAAGAGUAGCUGGUUAUGGCACUAUGCCUUAGAAAUUGAUCUCCUUUUGGCCAUCCUUGCGCCUUCAUAUGUGGGUGGGGGGUAUUCUUUAAUCUGACCAAAGAUUCUUUAUGGACCGAGGCGUCUACAUAAUACAGGAAGAAAUAAUCUGGCUAGUUGGCAUUGGUGGGAAUGGGUAUAUAUUCCUUCUUUUAUGGAUAGAUGGGACUAUGGUCUUUUUUCUUUUUUUUUUUUCUUUUUCUUUUUUUUUUUUAAUGGAGUUCGGUAUGGGACUGAAUGGGAAAGUAUUUCAAGUUUCUGCAUCGUGCUGAGGAUUUGAUUUCUUCGGGCCUUCGUUGCCUUCGAAUCAGGGGCUGCGUACUCUUCAAUCUGAUCAAAAUUCUUUACGGAGGGAGGUUCUAUGCAAAUGAGAGAUUGUGUAUUGUUUAUAGGUCUCUCAUUUUUCAGAAUUCUCAACUAUUAUGGAUA